CGAGGAGCGGAGCGGAAGGAGGCGAGCAAGCAACGGCGAAGUAGCAACACAGUUGUGGGUCCUUGUUUGUUGAUCCAUCUCCACCCCCCUCGCACUCUACUCAACUCGUUUGGUUGUGAUGUCAGUUCAAGACUUCUCCUUCCUUUCCUGGGGCGUCGUGUUCGCGCCAAGAAGGACACUCCGAACGUUCCGUGAACAGAACCGCACCAAAAACACAAAAAAUGAGUCAGAAGAUGAAGCUUGGUGACAUGCGACAACUUGUUCGCGACAACCUGCGCCCCGCGGACAGCGACGUCGCUCCAUAGUUUUAUUUGUCCCUCCAAGGGUGGUCACCUUCUCCUAGUCCUACUCCUAGCUGAGCAAAAUGGAGGCUUCGACGUCCAAACGACAGACAAACUGCUCGAGAAGUAGCUUUGCCUCAUCUUCUUGCCGCAGCUUUGCUUUCGUUUGUCUCAUUUCCCGACAGGCACUACUACGCGGCGGUCUAAUAUCACUUCCACUGCUCCUCCUCCUGCUGGAGAGGUUGAAAUGCUUCGCGGCCGGAGAAGUAGCCGCAGCAUCAACUUCAACUUCUGUGGGACUUCUGGAUAAGGGUAAACAAGAAGAAGAACAACCACAGGAAGUCGACGGGCCCGGAGGUGGUCGUGGCGGACGAGCAAAAAGCACGACUACUCGCUUUUCCGCGGCGCCAUCUCGCCCCUCUUCGAGGAAAAAUGACCGACAGGGAGACGAUGAUGUUGACGGCGAAAUGAUAAAUACAAAUUCACGAGGACGAGACAGCGACGAGAACGGUUCUGCCCUUCAAGAAGAAUCAGCAGUGGAAUUCUUGCAUACCAGCGAUACUCCUCGUUCAUCCGUUGGCCCUCCACCUUUCGCUGGGUUCAGUUCUACUCCACAAAGCUUCGCGCGUGUGGUUACCGUUGACCACAAAGGGGCCAGCAGUAGUACCGAACAACGCCAACAACAAAAAGGAGCUUCUUGGGUGGAGAUAGAAAAUGAAGACGAACAUCACAUCAAGCAAAUUAUAACGAAGGGAGGAUAUCAGGAGCCCGAUGCUUUUCUUCAAACACCCAACAAGCGGAUCAAAGCUCCAUCGACGUGCAGCGACGAGAUCUGCGAUGCUGUGAUUCGUGCGAAUCCACUGGCGGAGCGGCUGCGGCGCGCCAACGCACAGCUUCUUGCUCGGCCGCAUACAUACGCAAAUGGUGCAAAUGGCCCGUCGGCAUCGUCGAAAAAGAUCAGUCUGCAGCUGCUAAAUUGGCGCCUCGAUUGCCCCUGCGAGCUCGAAAGGCGGGACGAGGAAAAUCAAAAUGACGCGACAGCCUAUGCCUGGCCGUCCUCGCAGGUGUCGGGCGACGCAGCGGACGUCGUUGCCGCUACAGACGGAACAAUGUCGAGUGGGAGUACUACUAAUGGACGCAGUGCGAUGAAUGGUCAAAAUUUGACCCGCGAAGCGGACCGCCAUGAUGAGCAGGGAACUUCCUCCCGAUCGGACGCGUUUUGCCGGCCUGAAUUCCUCGAGACGUUCAAGAUUGCCAGCGUCUUCUCCACGAACCGAGUGGGUGGCUCUCGACAGGAUGACGAUGGCGAUGACGGAGGUCUUCGCGCCAGCUAUGAGAGUGCACAAGAACGACAGCUUCCCUGCUUCCGCAGCAUGUGUAAAAAUUAUAAAUUCCAAAUCCAUUGAUUGUUUAUUGUUAGGUGGAAGAGGAAUUGUCUGCCUCUGCGUGAAGUGAGUGUGAGUCUUAAAUUGUACAGAACAAUUUCAGAGGACUCACACUCACUUCACGCGGAGUGCCGCGCUCUUCAGCGAUUGCAGUACUACUGCAAUUGGUGAUGUGCAGACGAUUUUUUACACGGAGCCCAAAUUUCAUCUGCCGUUGCUUGUGUUGCUCCUGAUCAUGGCCUUCAAAAGAGGGGAAGGGUUGGUUAUGCACUCUCAUAACGGCGCAGGCUCUGCCUCACUCGCAGUUCUUCGCGGCGACCAGCCUGACCUGCGACCGAGGUGCCUCUCCGCGGGCCUCUACGAUCGGGAUCGGGAUGCUCUGAUUAACAGAAUCGGAAAGGGUAUGGCAGUGUCGGGUUCGAAAUCGACAAGGUUGAAAGAGUUUGCAGCGUAUAGUAUUUGAUAUUGUAGCGACACGACCAGUAGUCGAAGAACCCGCAAGCUCUAGCUGAUGGCGCAUGAUGACAAAUGAAGAUUUAUUUGCCAGUAGCGAAGUGCAAAAAAAGGAAAAGGAGUGUUGCUGUUUGAUGCUUGCUGUUUGGGCAAAAAAUGCUUUUUUUGUCGUACUCUUGUAGCAGCUCUAUCUGCAACAUCAUCACACAACCUCAAACAGGCUUAUCGCAGAAUCUUCCUGAUUUGCCUGCUCGUGCUCUUCAAGAAAGGCACCCUUUCUACUGUGUGCCCGUGCCCCGCAUAAUUUUGUGCAUUGCAAAUUGUUUACUGUGUCGCCCAUUUCAAACCAGACACUUCCAUACAGGGAGAGCAGUUUUUUGUCGCCGUGGACGAGCAGGAGGCGCAGAUAGUGGCAAGAAAGUACUUGCGAGCGAUCAAGCGCACGCCAUUCGCCAAAGAUGUGCUCGCAAAGGCUCCCGCUUCGUGGUCUUCCUUCAAUGGCCUGAUCUGGGAACGUCCACGACAUGAAUACAAGUACGAUCCGCCGUAUGAGAAGGAGAGGUAUUACGCGAUGGAGAACUCCUCGCUGCAGUCUUGGCUAUGCUCGGUAAAAGUAUCGCGACACUUACACUUUUAGAAGUAAAGCUAAAAUUUACACUGCAGUAGAGUUGUAGUUCUUUAUGUAUGUUGGGCUUGGGCUCCUUAGAUGCAUCUGGAGGUUUAGAGGUGGCGUUUGCAGCAAGUGCUGACGAGUUACCUAAUAUGAAAUAAUCAGACUUAUCACGCCAGACUGACUGCACAAAAUUGCACGAGUGCGAUACUUUUGCGCGGCAUAUUGGUUCCACCACGACAACUCCACAGCUUCGCCCGACCAAAUAAAAACGCGGCAUUGCGGAAGAUCGUGGUCGGACGAUAGCCAUAUCUUUGAGCAAUGGCUUGGCCCUUUCGUGCGUAGAGCCACUGUCUUAUUGAACGCGUACAUCGGUCAGCUCUUCCUCUGCCAUUCGCCCUCAGUUUCCCAACGCGCACUGGAGCUGGCGAGACCUCCAAGCGAUGACCUGGGUUUUCCAACACCCUGGUCGCUCACCGGUGUGGCGAUUUACCAUGUGGUCUCGGCGAUUCUCUUCACGAACGCGCAGCUGGCUGGCGUGAAUUUCCUGACCCGGAAGGGGAUCGAGUUAACCGGAGGGGAGCGGGCACAGAUGGCGAAUGAAACGGUGGGGACCGACAUCCAGUCGACCACGACGUCCCUCCGCAAUGAUGAAAAAACGAAUUACGCUGAGCUCCAGCGGAAGUUCGUUGCAGUGUCUGCCCCCGUGUCCUUUCGGAUGCAUGAAUGCAGCGGAGACGAAAGCGUGCGUCUGUGGGAUAUGGCGAAAGAGUACGCAAACAAGAACGCUAUCCGAGUGCACAACAAGGACAAGAACUCGAGCGCGUUGCUGCCUCCACUAGAAGCAUCGUCGGGGGUUUCGAAACUUAUCAUGCUGUAAAAUUAAAGAUGCAGAGCGCCAAGAAAUAAAGGGAUGACUUUAUGUACUCAAAUAACAUAAGUGGCGCAGAGAAUGUCUUCCGUUUCUUCUAUUCGACUUCGGUAUUUGCGUCCAACGUGACCACAUAUGAGGUAGAAGGGUGUCGGGGGGUCGGGUUGUGCACUCUCAGACACGCGGGUCUCAAGCCCCAUGCCUACGCUGGUCGAUUCUGGUGGUUGACCAGGGAGGAAAGCGCCGAUAUCAUGAGGAAAAACGUCUUUCACAGCCCAUACCCAGCAUGAAAAUAAAUAUAAAUAUCUGCGGCUGGAAGAUCAAGACCUAGCCUCCCACUUCCCUCUGCACGUUCGCCACGAUCGCAGAUCCAUGCUGAAAAGAGCCGCGCGGGAGAUGCAUUCCGCGGUAGAUUUUUUUCUGGGUAUUAUGCAAAUUCGCAUGACAAAUCGAAUUCGACACUGGGGGUGGAGAGUCAUACCUACGUUUUUACACAGCAUAGCGGACGCCACCGAGAAGCUGCGGACCUACAUGGGGCCGGGCACCCUACCAGUGUUGGUCUUGGGGGAUGUGGUGGACGUAACGGGACAGGCACACUGGCAGCAAAAACAAUUCCGAAAACGGUUUGCCCUCGACUCCUGGAGGGGCUGGUGGCGCCGCUUUUCGCGCCCGGAGAUGCACCUGAUGAUGCGAUGCGAAAAGUGGGCUGACCGGGUGAACAUUCGCGCCAUCUUGGCAGUCGAGGAAAAAGACGUGGACCAGAUUCGAAACGCCGUCCGGGCUGCGAUUCGCUUGGUGGCGAACAGUAAGAAAGCACCGAUGUCCAGCAGUGGCGGAACCAGCACCAGCAGCGCCGCAGGUUGCCCAUUUUCCGGUUUGGGCGAGGAGUCAUCGUUUUCGGCGCAUCAAGAAAAAACCGCAAGGGAAGCUGUAGCAGGAAGCCAGCAGCUUUUCGACUCAUCAGAGGAACGGAAACAGUCGGCGUGGUCUCAAUCUUUUGUACAAGAGGACUCUGUCUCUGACCCGUUGAAGCUGGUCGUAAUGACGCUCGCGGAGGCCGACAAAGAUCUCAAACUAUUUGAGAACCGUGACAAGACGAAGGAGUGGAUUCCGGCUGAUCUGCUCGCAGAGUGGUACAAUCGAAACGCCAUUGAUUUUGUCGCCGAAGUGUAAGUAGUGCGCAGAACAACAAACCGCAUUAGCACAAGACAGAGCAACAAGCAGAAGCACGAAGAUAGCUGCAUCCGCCUGGGGGGUUAAUGCUUCAACCCAAGGACGGAC
Messenger RNA from Amoebophrya sp. A120, 4881 nucleotides. Lineage: Eukaryota; Dinophyceae; Syndiniales; Amoebophryaceae. The record is from the annotation of a GenBank genome assembly.